AUGGCAGCGGUGCCCAGCAGCAGGAAUAGGAGUCUUGGAGCGCAGGUUACUUCCGGCCGGUCAGCACUGCUAGUGCUGACGCUGGCAGCUGUCCUACUUGCUGUCACCGCCAUCACCUCGCCCGCCAUCACCUCGCCCGCCAUCGCCUCGGCCGCCAUCACCGCGCCCGCCAUCACCGCGCUCAUCAAGCCCGCCACCACUGCGCCAGUCUCCACCCCCUCCACGCCCAAACAAGGCACCCCGUCCCCCCCCCCCCCUACCCCGCCACCCGAAGGUGGCCUCCGAUUGGUUCGCGGGAAAGCGGGAAAUGUUGGGCGGCUGGAGGUGCAACUGACCUAUCCCGACGAAUGGGUUGCUCUAUGUGAUGAUGGCACGUUCACUGCAUACGAGGCCGGGGUGGGUUAUUACAUGCAUAUGUAUGCAAUCAUGCGUUGUAGCAGUUGCUCACCUGCUGGUGCCCUGCCUCCCCUGCCUCCUUUCCUCCCCAUCACAUGGUGUCUUUACUCGGUGCUGGAUGCGUAUGCUUUCCGUUGGCUGCUCUUUUGCAAGAUGUUGGGCUACUCUUAUGGCCGCCAGUUCUAUGCCCAAGGCAUCAGCACCUAUGGCCCCGAUGAAUCCGAUCCGCCCGAGCUCCGAGGGAACUUGGUGUGCACGGGUGAUAAUGAUUCCUGGCCGCCAUAUGCAUUCGUCGUGCAAGAGAUCAAUUUCACUAGUCAGCAGGAGGUGUCAUGCCAGGCGUUCCACGUUGCCUGCCCCCGCAACAUGUUGGUAGCAAUGGAAUGUUCCAAGACGCCGUUUAAAUAUAAUGGGCCUCCACCGCCGCCAUCUAUCCCCAGUCCGCCACCGCCACCACCCCCACCGCCCAACAUGCAAGAUCUCAUCCGCCUUAUCCGUCUUACGGAUUCAGCCCCCUGGGCGCCCGAUGGACUUGUCGUGCUUUUGGUCAACUCGGCGGAUGGUGGCGAGCCCGUAUGGGCGCCCUUGUGUGCUGAUGGUAUAGCUGAAGUGGAUACGAUUGCUAACAUGCUGUGCAAGCAGAACGAUGGCUUCCGUGACUCACCCAUCCGUACCAUUAUUGGAUCUGCGUGGGAGGCAAUCGAGAUUACACAGGCAUCUACAAUCAGCGAUUUUAACCCUUCCGAAUAUUCACACUGGGUAACGGUGGUGGGCGGCAUCAGCAGCAGCGCCUACACAGUGUACGACACACAGUUGCAG
Molecule: messenger RNA, 1215 nt
Organism: Volvox carteri f. nagariensis
Lineage: Eukaryota; Viridiplantae; Chlorophyta; Chlorophyceae; Chlamydomonadales; Volvocaceae
Exons: 10
Cellular component (GO): membrane
Source: RefSeq, a predicted model, not a curated record